Ictalurus furcatus (blue catfish) is the source of this 2479-nucleotide messenger RNA. RefSeq names its product centrosomal protein 70 (gene cep70). Gene Ontology annotation, cellular component: centrosome. The transcript is spliced from 17 exons. Gene Ontology annotation, molecular function: gamma-tubulin binding. The record is from RefSeq and is a predicted model, not a curated record. NCBI's taxonomy places the organism in Eukaryota, Metazoa, Chordata, Actinopteri, Siluriformes, Ictaluridae. The coding region runs from base 752 to 2416 and encodes 554 amino acids. Gene Ontology annotation, biological process: regulation of microtubule cytoskeleton organization; cilium assembly.
AUUAUUAAUGUUUCUCUUUCUUCCGUAUUGUACUGUAAAUCUCGCGAGAGCUUCCGCAGUACAGCCAAUGUGUAUAUAAAUAUAUAUAUAAGUCUCGCGAGAGAGAUUUUGUAGUGGGCGUGGUGUAUUAAUAUACACCUACUCGCUAUUGGUUCAUAAUCAGGAAGUGAACGGUUGCGUCAUUUUCCGCAGUUAUUUGAAACUGCAAAAAGUUCGCGUUGUGUGUACAAGGUGCACCUUAGGCACAAAAAAAGAAAACAAAAAAAUAAAACCAGUAAUGAUUCUUAAUUUAUAGUUUAAGUUAUGGUUAAUCUCGGUUUAUUAGCUUUUGUUAGCUAAAAUAACGCAAAACAGGGUCUUUUCGUGUUGGCUAGAUUAGCUUAGCUUAGCACGACGUAGUAAACAGUUGUAAGGUUAGCAUACACUGCUCUGUUUGUUUUCCGAGAAUAGGAUAGCUACCCAGGUGUAGCCUAUUAACACAUUUUUAAAACAACUUUGCGUGUAAUUGGAAAAAAAACUUGUCAAAAAUUUCUUCGUUCGAAAGAAAGGGACGAUAUGGAAAAGCUUGUGGUAUGAGGGUUGACGUGUCAUGUGUUGACGUGUGCAGCAGGAGCAGACGGAGUGGGACGCAGUGAACCGCCUGCUGCAGCACCAUGGCUUUAAACCCGUCCGCUUCACAGAUCCCACUGAGAACAAGAACCUGGCAGACCUGGUGCUGUUGGAGAGGACAUCCUCGUCUGAGCUGCGCGUGAUGCUGAGGACGAUGCUGACGGACUCGGAGCGGAGACAAGCGCUGAUCCAGGAGCUCAUCCAGUCCAACAGCAAGUUGAAGCAGGAAGUGGAGGAGCAGCAGGCUCGGGCCACGCGUCAGUCACACAGAGCAGAGGAGCUGGAGGGCGUGCUCGCCGGGGUAAAGGUCAAAGUUCAGGGUCUGGAGGACUCUAUUAUCAAUAAAGCGGCGCAGCAGCGGGGACAACUACAGCAGCUGCAGCAGGACGAGCGAGACGCCGAGAUGCGCUGUCAGGCUCUGCAGCUGCAGCUCAGUGAGCAGGUGUCUCAGGUGUGUCAGCUGCAGAAGAAGCUCCACCUCGCCGUGAAAGAGGAGGAGAAACGAGCGUCCCGCCAGAACCAGGCUUUCCAGCAGUUCUUCAGUCGCUCAGCUCGACUACACUCGCCUAGUGAUCAGCUGAUCCUGGACGUCAUCAGUGUUUACGAAGCUCAGCUGCAGGAGCUGCAGGAGAAACUGAAGAGGACUCGCAGAUGCAGAGAGUGUAAGAACGACUCGUCCGACUCUCACAACACCGACACGUCCCAGUUAACCUCAUCCAGCUACAGAUCCCUGCUCAAGUCGUAUCAGGAGCAGUUGAAGAAGACUAAAGCGCAGCGUGAAGAUCUGAAGUCGGAGAUUCAGCGUCUCAGACAGGACCUGGACUCCAGGCCAAGUGUGAAAGAACUAAAGUGGUGUAAGCAGCAGCUGAGGAGGAUGGAGCGUCUCGUCCAACACACCAACAUCAGGUCAGUCCAGACGGAGACCGAAGAUCCUCCCAGCUCCAGCACUGAGACACAGCGACGUGUCGCAGAGAGCCAGAGAUGCAUCACGGAGAUCUGCUCGGAGCUGAAGGUGCAGGACGUGGGUCACGUCGUGGCCGCCGUCCGGGCGCGCUGCAGAGAGGCCGACUCGGCGCUCCGAUUCGAGAAGAUCCUCAGUGACAUCGCGGCCGUCCUGACCGAUCCGGGCGCUCCGCUGGCGCUCCCGAGGCGACGCCCUGACGCCGCCGCGGGCUCAGAGCUGGAGCAGAUCGUCCCUACGCUGGAGACGUGGAGCCAACAGCUCAGCGCUCUGCCCGUUCUGCAGCGCUCCGUGAGCACACUGGUGAAGAGGCUGUUGCCGUGGCAGCCGGAGGACGGGGCAUGUCGUCGGUCCGGGUGCGUGAAAGUGGAGGACGUGAUGCGCAUGGUGGACACGCUGCUGGACCAGACCGCUCCAGACGACAAGGUGUUGCGCACUCCCACUAAGCCCACCCUGCAGGCCAUUGUGUCUCACUUCCAGAAGCUGUUUGACGUCGCGAGUCUGCGCGGCGUUUACCCGAGGAUGAACGAGGUUUACACUCGACUAGAGGAGAUGAACAACGUCAUGAGGAACCUCCGAGACAUCCUGGACCUGGAUGACAGAGCGCCCCCUAGUGAAGUGGUGAACACAGUGGCCAGAAUCAUGACUGGAUACGGUUUUAAUCAAAACCCACUGGAGCUGCUUGGAACCGGUGACAUAGACAGCAUUAUAGUGAAGCUGAAGGAACACGAGGAAUUCUUUCCUGCCUUUAACUCUCUGGUCCUCGAGCUGCUAAACACUCUGGGUGCUGAGAGUCUGGAGGACAUUUUACCUCGGGUCAGGACCCUGAAAUCAAUGACAGAGUGACGUUUCUACUCGCCUUUACCCCAUCCUGCUGUGAGAAAUUACUAGACUGCUAGAAUCCUUUAU